Molecule: messenger RNA, 1137 nt
Organism: Aspergillus caelatus
Lineage: Eukaryota; Fungi; Ascomycota; Eurotiomycetes; Eurotiales; Aspergillaceae
Product: elongation of very long chain fatty acids protein
Exons: 2
Coding region: 1-1137 (378 amino acids)
Biological process (GO): fatty acid elongation, polyunsaturated fatty acid; fatty acid elongation, monounsaturated fatty acid; sphingolipid biosynthetic process
Cellular component (GO): endoplasmic reticulum membrane
Molecular function (GO): fatty acid elongase activity
Source: RefSeq, a predicted model, not a curated record
AUGUACAUUGGACUACCUGAUCCUCACCUUUUCAAACUUCCUCCCAACUCUCAUCCCCUACCUACCAGUCCCGCAUCGCGGUCCCAGCUAUCGUGGGAAAGGCCUAUCAACAUAAGUCCGGCUCUGUUCUAUCACACGCUCGAUGUUAAACUACCUCUUCUUAUCGCCACCCUCUACGCAUUGACCGUCUGUACUCUCAAUUAUAUCAAUCGAAAGCGACAGAACCGUCCAUGGCCCCUAACCCGUAGCCCACUAUUUUAUCAGUUUGUGCUCAUCCAUAACGUGGGCCUGGUGCUCUUCUCGGCAUGGAUUACCCUGGGGACUUAUCAAAUAAUUAAAUCGACCCUAAUGGAUCAACGAAACAACCCACCUCUUGCAUCCGCUGUACACAUACUUUGCAAGUUCGAUCGGAAAGAUGAAUUGAGCUAUUUUAUGCAGAGCUCGGUAUCAGAAGCACAUUCACAGCUCGAUCUAAAUGAUCAUAGUUUGGAAAUUCUCCACCCCGGAAUGUUGAACUUUGAUUCCUUAUGGGACCGCGGUAUUGAUUAUUACAUGUGGAUGUUCUAUAUGUCAAAAUUCUAUGAGAUCGUCGAUACAAUGCUCCUCCUUAUGAAAGGAAAGAAGAGUUCCUUCCUGCAAACUUAUCAUCAUGCAGGUGUCAUGUUAUGCACAUGGGCAGGUGUGAGAUAUAUGUCUCCACCGGGUCUCGUCGGCCUUCUGUUGAACUCAGUGAUUCAUACAAUCAUGUAUCUUUACUACACCCUUACCACACUCAAGGUUUCAAUACCUGGCUUUCUCAAGCGUACCCUUACUGGGAUGCAAAUCGCCCAGUUCAUCUUGGGCUCGAUUUUGGCAUGGUCGUACAUCUUUAUUUCGUACGAUGCGUCCAUCUGGCCUCCCUUGGCUUCAUUACAUAACAAACGCGAAGAAAACCGUGGAAACGCGAGUCGAACGAACAUAUCCUUUCAUAAGGAUAAUUUCCAACUGAUACCCUGUUUGGACAACAGCGGACAAGUGUUUGCAUUGCUCUUGACCACACUCUAUCUAAUACCGUUGACUUUCCUCUUUGUUCGGUUUUUCGUCAGAUCAUACCUGUCAGGAUCGAAGCGAAAGUUGGUAAGACAUAAGUUACAGUAG